Tupaia belangeri chinensis (Chinese tree shrew) is the source of this 729-nucleotide messenger RNA. RefSeq names its product PR/SET domain 12 (gene PRDM12). Gene Ontology annotation, molecular function: histone methyltransferase binding. Gene Ontology annotation, cellular component: nucleus. The transcript has 5 exons. NCBI's taxonomy places the organism in Eukaryota, Metazoa, Chordata, Mammalia, Scandentia, Tupaiidae. Gene Ontology annotation, biological process: neurogenesis; regulation of gene expression. The record is from RefSeq and is a predicted model, not a curated record. The annotation marks the transcript as partial.
UGGCGCAACGUGCUGGGCGAGCAGCUCUUCGAGGACAAGAGCCACCACGCUAGCCCCAAGACGGCCUUCACCGCCGAGGUCCUGGCGCAGUCCUUCUCCGGCGAGGUGCAGAAGCUGUCCAGCCUGGUGCUGCCAGCGGAGGUGAUCAUCGCGCAGAGCUCUAUCCCUGGCGAGGGCCUCGGCAUCUUCUCCAAGACGUGGAUCAAGGCGGGCACGGAGAUGGGCCCCUUCACCGGCCGGGUCAUCGCCCCAGAGCACGUGGAUAUCUGCAAAAACAACAACCUCAUGUGGGAGGUGUUCAAUGAGGACGGCACGGUGCGCUACUUCAUCGAUGCCAGCCAGGAGGACCACAGAAGCUGGAUGACCUACAUCAAGUGUGCACGCAACGAGCAGGAGCAGAACCUGGAGGUGGUCCAGAUCGGCACCAGCAUCUUCUACAAGGCCAUCGAGAUGAUCCCCCCAGACCAGGAGCUGCUGGUGUGGUACGGGAACUCCCACAACACCUUCCUCGGGAUCCCUGGCGUGCCCGGGCUGGAGGAGGAGCAGAAGAAGAACAAGCAUGUCCACCCAGCUGAUGUGGUCCUCAAGCCAGAUUCGCUCCUGGAGCCUCCCGAGAGUCUCUGGGCACCCUCAACUGGGGAAGAGCGCCACGGAGAGCCCGGUGCUCCGGAAUGGAGGGAGCGCGACCUCCAGGCUGCCUCCUGCCUCCUGGGACUGGUACCCUUGUAG